This is a messenger RNA of Sparassis crispa, 1722 nucleotides long. RefSeq names its product Efflux pump FUS6. The coding region runs from base 1 to 1722 and encodes 573 amino acids. The record is from RefSeq and is a predicted model, not a curated record. Gene Ontology annotation, molecular function: transmembrane transporter activity. The transcript is spliced from 10 exons. Lineage: Eukaryota; Fungi; Basidiomycota; Agaricomycetes; Polyporales; Sparassidaceae. Gene Ontology annotation, biological process: transmembrane transport.
AUGGCACACCUUCAGGAUCUAACGACAGAGCCCUCGAAACCAGACACUGUUGAGGACACAGUCACUCAGGUGGUGUUAACUGCCUCCGCGAGUGACCAUCAUGCACGAGACUGGCGUUUCUGGAUGAUAUUCGUAUGUGUCACGUUCGCGCAGUUCCUUACAGCCUUAGAGUUGGCUUCCGUGACAACUGCUCUUCCGAGUAUCGUUGAUGCCUUGCACGGUGAACAGUUCGUAUGGGUCGGCUCUGCAUACACUAUUGCCAUAACUGCAUUCUCCCCUCUUAGCGGAAACUCUGCUCAGAUAUUCGGUCGCAGGGCCACCAUGCUCGUAUCGCUUGUGGUUUUUAUCGUUGGCAGCGCGCUCUGCGGUGCAGCAACAUCAAUGAACUUCCUCAUCGCUGGAAGAGCUGCACAAAGAGUCGGGUCAGGGGGGAUACAAGUGAUGUGUCAAAUCAUUGUGUCAGAUAUGAUUCCAUUGAGGGAAAGAGGCGUGUUUAAUGGCUUCAUGGCUAUGAGCUUUAUUGUUGCGAGUAUCAUUGGGCCCGUAGUAGGAGGAUCACUUGCUCAGCAUGGCCAGUGGAGAUGGCUAUUUUACCUUAAUAUUCCAAUCUGUGGCGUGGUCGCACUCGUGGUACUGCUAUUCCUUAGGCUUCGCACUCCUCCGGGCGCUCUUAGUGAAAAGCUGCAGAUGGUAGACUGGAUAGGGAAUCUACUUGUCAUCGCCGCGACUACAUCAGCCACGAUCGGUUUGACCUGGGGCGGAGUACAGUAUCCAUGGUCAUCGGCACGUAUCCUCGUGCCUCUCAUUCUUGGUCUGUGCGGUCUCGUUGCCUUCUUGGUGUUCGAAGCAUUUAUUCCCAAACAUGCGAUCAUUCCGUACGCUGUCCUGCGGCAUCGAACUUCUGCAAGUGGUUAUCUGCAGAUCAUCUCCCUCUACAUUGCUAUAAUGAGCCUAUUGUACUAUGUGCCCAUAUAUUUUCAAGCAUGCAAGGAUGCCUCACCAAUCACCUCCGGUGUUGACAUCUUUGGCUUGGCAUUCAGCAUUGCACCGAUGGAAUUACUCGCGGGCUUUUCUGUAGCUAAGACUCACCACUAUCGACCCCAAAUCUGGACAUCAUGGGUGCUGGUCAUCAUCGGCAUAGGGCUCUUCAGCACAAUUCAUGUGGACACCCCGCUCUCCCAUGUAAUCGGUUUUGAGAUCAUCGCCGGAGCUGGCGUAGGCAUGAUGUCCGCUCUUGCAUUCUUCCCCAUGCUUGCGCCGCUGCCCGUGGAGUUGAACGCUCAGGCGCUCGCGAUGUACAUGUUCAUCCGCAACUUCGCCAAUAUUCUUGGUGUUACGAUUAGUGGGACGGUGUUACAGAAUGAGCUCACGAAGCACCUCCCCAGCGCGCUCGCGCAGCAAUUCCCUCAGGGUUCGGCGAUUGCAUACUCCAUAAUCCCGCUCAUCAAAACGUUGCAAGAACCGCUUAAGAGCGAGGUGCAGCUCGCGUUCACAGCAAGUCUGCAGGAUGUCUGGCAGGUGUUAAUCGGCAUCACUGGCUUCGGGUUUCUGUGUAGUCUGCUGAUGGAGCACUUGCCUUUGCAUACGGGUGUGGACGAGAAAUGGGGCCUUGAGGACAGGGAUAAUGCACGACAACAGUCCCACGAAAUGGAGAACAGGAUAGGAGCAUCGCCGGAGGAUUGUAACUCUCUUUGCAAUCGAAGUAGGCAGGCAUUCCAUUAG